Messenger RNA from Sardina pilchardus (European sardine), 3032 nucleotides. RefSeq names its product hexosaminidase A (alpha polypeptide) (gene hexa). The coding region runs from base 51 to 1667 and encodes 538 amino acids. The record is from RefSeq and is a predicted model, not a curated record. The transcript is spliced from 14 exons. Lineage: Eukaryota; Metazoa; Chordata; Actinopteri; Clupeiformes; Clupeidae. Gene Ontology annotation, cellular component: membrane; lysosome. Gene Ontology annotation, molecular function: beta-N-acetylhexosaminidase activity. Gene Ontology annotation, biological process: glycosaminoglycan metabolic process; carbohydrate metabolic process; ganglioside catabolic process.
ACUAUUUCCGUAUUCUUCACAUUCAGGAGCAGUCCAGAGGAACUUAAAUCAUGUGUAAAUCAAGCGGUUUAAUUCUAAAUAAGAAACGCGUUUUGUUGUUGUUUUUUACAGCUGUAAAUGCUGUUUCAGUUACUGCAGUCUGGCCAAUGCCCCAGAAGAUAAGCAGUUCCAUUGAGCGAUACUGUGUCAGGCCACAGUCUUUCAUAUUUCAAUAUACAAAUGUUUCGGUAGCACAACCAGGUUGCUCAAUUCUUGACGCUGCUUUCGAGAGAUACUUCAAGCUCAUCUUCCCCGACCUGCUCAGAGAUCCAGGUGAAAGACAAAUCUAUUAUGCCAGGCCCAUGGAAAAGCCCUUUACAGUCAGGGUGGGAGUAUCUGAGGGUGACUGCAACGGCUAUCCGAGCGAAAGCUCCAAAGAGAGCUACAGGCUGAGUGUGUCAUCUGGACAGGCUCUUCUGAGGGCAGAGAGCGUAUGGGGAGCUCUGAGAGGUUUGGAGUCUCUCAGUCAGUUAGUGUACCAGGAUGGUUAUGGGUCUUAUUACAUCAACCAAACUGAAAUUGAGGACUUUCCAAGGUUUCCAUUUCGGGGACUUUUAUUGGACACCUCUCGACACUACCUACCCAUAAAUGCCAUCUUGGAGACUCUGGAUGCCAUGGCUUACACCAAGCUCAACGUGUUCCACUGGCACAUUGUGGAUGACCCAUCUUUCCCAUAUCAAAGCAUAUCCUUUCCUGAUCUGAGUAACAAGGGGGCAUUCCACCCGAUGACGCACGUGUACACGCAGACGGACGUGAAGCGAGUGAUCGGGCAUGCCAGGCUACGGGGAAUCCGUGUGGUGCCUGAGUUUGACUCCCCGGGGCACACUCAGUCCUGGGGGAAAGGACAGCCUGAUCUCUUGACCCCUUGUUACCGUGGCGAUGUCCCCUCAGGGACUUUUGGGCCUGUGAAUCCCAUUCUGGCCUCCAGUUACUCAUUCAUGGCCAAGCUCCUUAAGGAAGUGACAUCAGUCUUUCCUGACUCCUUCGUGCAUCUCGGAGGGGAUGAAGUUAACUUCAGCUGCUGGAAGUCUAACCCAAACGUGAAGGCCUUCAUGAAGAAGAUGGGCUUUGGCACUGACUUCACUAAACUGGAGGCUCUCUAUAUGGAAAACAUGGUAAACAUCACCUCAGCCCUCAACAGGACCUCCAUUGUGUGGCAGGAUGUGUUUGACUACCACGAGAAAAUCCCUAAGGACACAAUUUUGGAGAUCUGGAAGGGGCUCCCCGAGUCUUACGCGAAGGAGCUGAGCCGCAUCACAGGGGCCGGCUACAGGGUCCUGCUGUCCGCCCCCUUUUACAUCAACCACAUCAGCUACGGGCAGGACUGGCGCAACUCUUACCUCGUGAAACCACAGAACUUCUCUGGUACGGAGGAGCAGAAGCGGCUGGUGAUUGGUGGAGCGGUGUGCAUGUGGGGGGAAUAUGUGGAUGCCACCAACCUUAGUCCCCGUCUGUGGCCCAGAGGCUGUGCUGCUGCAGAGCGUCUGUGGAGCGAUGAGGAGCAGACCUCCAGUGCAGACGCGGCGUUUCCUCGCCUGACAGACUUCCGCUGUCGCCUCCUGAGGCGUGGUAUUCGUGCAGAGCCUCUGUAUGUGGGAAACUGUCAGCAAGAGUACCAGGGCGUGUGAGAAGAUGCUUUUGAUGCACUGGUGUACAGAACUAAAGGGGGCUUAAAGGGAUUUAACAUAGAGUUGGGAAAUAAAACUUUUAUUAAGUAUUUUUUUACAUUUUUUUUGUAUGAUUGUGGAUUGAAUACUGAUUAGAAUUGUUGUUGUUUAAUGUGUUAAAGGUUUUCCACCAAUCUAAUAUCAGCUGUUCCUUCAGUGAUUAGUGUUCUGGAAAACCUGGAGUUGACCAGUUUUGCAGUCAGAAAUGAGAGAAUAAGUGAAAUGUGCUAUCUUGUAAGAAUAUUCUUUCAUCUUAGAACAAUGUGUACAUCAUUUUCCAUUUAACUUUACCUGACAUUGAACCACUAGAUUACCUAUCAGAGCUCCCCAAAAUGGUUAUCAAUGGCAUGUGAAAGGGCUAUGCUUAGGAUGAUAUUAAAGGAACACUUCACCGUUUUUUCAUAUUAAACUACGUUAUUCGCUUAAUUAAGAUGAGUUGAUGCAUACCUCUCAUGUUUCAAUGGGGAAUAACGUAGUUUAACAUGAAAAAACGGUGAAGUGUUCCUUUAAUGCUCAAAUGGUAGCUUAUGAAUGAAACUAUUUUGAUUUUCUUUUGGUGGAGGUGUGGGGUGACUGCUCUCUGUUUUCAUUGGUGUAAGAAGUGGAUUUUUUUUUUUAAGCUACUGUAAAUGAAUUAUUUCAGCUGUAUCAGCCUCUGAAGAACAGAGAUCACAAAUCUUUGAAUGUGUUUUACUGUGUUUGCACUAUAUUAUGACUGAGUGUAGUGAAAUGAUCUAUCAGCUAACUGCUCUAUGAUCACCAAAAUCAUUCCAGGACUCGCUUACUUCAGCUUCAUCACCAUCAUCUUUCCACUAAUCAGUGCCUGUACAGUCAUCGAGAUGGAUUGCCGACCGGCACGCUCCUGUGUAAGAAUGUCCACGUUUAAUUAAACACACACACACACCCUGGCAGCCAGGCCAAUCCCGUCUCACUAGACGCAUCACUCACGGCCGAUCCUAUUAUCUCCCUGGGGUUUUAUACCUGAGCACCACAGACAAAGCGUCAUGGACAUCAAGAUGAUACGGCCCCGACCAGGAUAAACCUAAAGGUUCAGGCCUCUCUUACACGGCCUGUACAGCGAUGCACUUAAUUAAACUAAUGAGUUGAUUUGUCUUUGAGCUCAAAAGAGUUGCAAUGAAGCCUAAAUAACAGCAUUUUAAAUAUUACACCUUUUAUGAAUGUGCUUGAGUACAUCUGAAGAAACUGACAUUUGUUUGCUGAAUUUUUUUUUUUAAUUGAUUUGAUUUGAUCUAUUAAUUGAUUUGACUUAUUUAAUGCUUUUUCUGUGAAACUAAACCAAUAAAUGUAAAUUAUUGCACCAUUGAA